AUGGGAAAUAAAAAUGCAAAAUCUAAUAGGAACAUAUACUGAACAAAAUCUCAGACAAUCCGAGCAAACUUUGAUAGAUAUGUAUCAUCUGCAAGUGACUAUGAUCCUACUAAAAAAGACAUUGCAUUCGAUAUUGUCACAUUAGUUCUCCAUGAAAACAAAUUAUGUAGUUAUAUUAAUGACAAGCUAGAACACUCAAUAAUAAUGAACCAAAACCAGCAAAUUGCAGCAGAAGAUGCGUUUUUGAAUGAAAUAGUUUUAGGACUCCAGAUCAAUGGGAACUCAUACAUAUGGAAGCUCAGAACGCACUCUGUUGCCCAGUUUAUUCAAUGAAAAUUUGCACUUCUGGUGUCAAAAAGGCCUUCGUUGGAAAUUGCAAGACUUUGCUAUUCAUGCAAGAGACAUUUUGGAAUUUUUAGACGAUAUCACAGCUGUAGUAGCUGUGGAAAAUCUGUUUGCAAUAAAUGCUCUCCUUAUCUAGCGAAACUAGACUCACUUGGUUAUCUUGAUAUGCAAAGAGUUUGCAAAAAUUGCGUGAGGAAUCUUAAAAAGUUGAGGGAAAGUGAAGUUGGUAGCGCAAUUGAAAGGGCAAGGAUGCAGAGCAUAUCAUUAAUGAGAAUAAGAGUUCCGGCAACUAACUUGGAUCAGGGCUCGACAAAAAGCGUCAACUAUAUGGAUAUAUCUCCCAGAAUUGUAAAAUUAAGCUGGCUGACACGAUUCAGCACAAUAGAAUAG
Messenger RNA from Blepharisma stoltei, 735 nucleotides. The record is from the annotation of a GenBank genome assembly. NCBI's taxonomy places the organism in Eukaryota, Ciliophora, Heterotrichea, Heterotrichida, Blepharismidae.